This is a messenger RNA of Bactrocera latifrons, 1891 nucleotides long. It is a transcript of the gene wrapper, whose product is annotated as neurotrimin. Bases 319 to 1851 code for a protein of 510 amino acids. The transcript is spliced from 6 exons. The record is from RefSeq and is a predicted model, not a curated record. Lineage: Eukaryota; Metazoa; Arthropoda; Insecta; Diptera; Tephritidae. Gene Ontology annotation, molecular function: cell adhesion molecule binding. Gene Ontology annotation, biological process: cell-cell adhesion. Gene Ontology annotation, cellular component: cell-cell junction.
UCAGUUCGCGACAAACACUCGGACGAUGCGCAACGCUGKCGAAAAUGCAAUUUCGGAAGCGCUAAGUGAUCGCAAAGACGCCAAAACUUAUAUAGAAAAUAUAUAGUGCAGUGAAAAARUUGURGUGUUGAAAGAAAAUAUACACGGAUAUAUAAUAAUUUAUGAAAAAAGCUUUAAAAAAUUAAGUAAUUAAACAAAAGUAAUAUUUAAAUUAAAAUUAAUAAAAGCUUUGCUUUGUAUUUGAAAUCGGAACCAUAACUAGAAAAAGUAUCAAAAGCAACUUUAAAAAAAUUAAUUAAAAAAUCAAGUGAAUCUACAAUGACACCAGCGAUUUCAACCACAAUCCACCUUAUCGCAUUUGUGGUUUUCUUUGUGGUGGCGAGUUCAGCUUUGACGACCUUGCAUAAUACUGUAGAACCUGCCGAGUUAAAACGUAACGAUUUGGCGAGAAGAUUUCUGGAAAAUGACACCGUUUUAUUAGCUUGUGAUAAUCAUUUUUCAUUUCAGUACGUGCGUUGGUACAAAGAGGAUCAAUUAAUUGUCGAUUCACGCGACAGCAAUGAGACAUUAACGCCCGAUCGCAUACGACUUUGGUCUAACGGUAGUUUACAAAUUGCGCAGUUACAACCGAUGGAUACGGGCGAUUACAGUUGCGCAUUGAAAACCGACAAUGACACGGAAGUGCAGAAAAUGCACAGCAUAAUAGUACAAUAUCCGCCGACGGUUAAGACAGAACCGGAAGGUAUUGUCGAAUUUCCAAUCGGCGCAGUUUUUCAAGUAAUCUGUGAAGCUCGCGGCGUGCCACAGCCCAAAUUGUAUUGGCGCUGGAAUGGCAAAUUGGUGGAUAAUCAACUGAUCGGCAAUCGUUUGAGUAUGCAAAUCGAAGUGGGUUCGCGUGCGCAAACCGGGCCGAUCGAGUGUGUGGCCAACAAUAGCAUAGGUGAACUUGCGGUGGCCGGCAUGUUUUUGAGAGUGCAAUUUCCACCAGAGGUGCGUUUGGAAAGAAAUAUAAUCUACACUAAAGUCGGCAUACGCAGCGAUUUGGAGUGCCUGAUCGAGGCAGUGCCACGCGCAAGUGUUAACUGGUUUCACCAUGGCGUACCGAUGACCUACGAUUCCCGAAUAAGUCGCUAUGAGCUCGAAAUGCAACCGAAUGUUUCAAAUCUGCAAUACAACACUGUCAUUAAACAUACAUUGUCUAUUAGAAAUGUGCGCGACUCAGAUCUCGGUUUGUAUGAGUGUCGCGCCGAGAAUAAAUUGGGUUUCAAGAGCGCGGCAAUCGAUUUGACUGGACGUCCCAUGCCGUGUGUCUUCAAAAUCAAUCCAGGCGUGCAAAGUUCAACCUCACAUGUGCUGGUAUGGCAGACGGAAAGCUUGUCGGCGUUAAUGGAGUUCAAGUUAAAAUUCAGACAGAUACCAUCAGCAAGCAUUACACCACAAACUUUGGACAUUGAUUUCAAAACUGAUUGGACUAUUUUGACCAUACCAUCAGAGCUAUCUGCGGGACCCAUUCAUAUCACAACAUACACCUUACACGGUCUACAACCAGCAAGUGUCUACGAGGUGGUAGUGUUCGCACGCAACCACUUUGGUUGGAGUGAGAGCAGCAAAAUUGUGAGAUUCGCAACGGGUGGUGAAGUUGAAUUGCCAAAUUACUCCACGGAAUCGGAGUUGGAUAGCAACGAGGAGCAGUCGUCUUUAGAAAUUGUGGAGCAGCCGGAGGAAGACUCAGUGCAUUUGAAUGAAAUUUAUGAAAGCAGAAUUAUUACCUCGGCAGCGGCCAAUGUAUGGCGGUUUAUGAAYUUAGCAAGUUUCAUGGCAUUUGCUUAUGUAAAAUAUGUAUUGAUAUGAUAUUUUAAGCUAAAUAUAUAAUAAUAACAAAAAGUUUAAA